Saccharomyces cerevisiae S288C is the source of this 2280-nucleotide messenger RNA. RefSeq names its product guanine nucleotide exchange factor SEC2 (gene SEC2). The transcript has a single exon. Gene Ontology annotation, cellular component: cellular bud tip; cellular bud neck; transport vesicle. Gene Ontology annotation, molecular function: guanyl-nucleotide exchange factor activity. Bases 1 to 2280 code for a protein of 759 amino acids. The record is from RefSeq and is marked reviewed. Lineage: Eukaryota; Fungi; Ascomycota; Saccharomycetes; Saccharomycetales; Saccharomycetaceae.
AUGGAUGCUUCUGAGGAAGCAAAAAGAGUAUCAAUACAGGUUACAUCCCUGUCUACGCAAUUGAUCGAGAGCGUGGAUAAACAGUCACACUUAGAAGAACAGCUUAAUAAAUCCUUAAAAACAAUAGCCAGCCAGAAGGCAGCAAUUGAAAACUAUAAUCAGUUGAAAGAAGAUUACAACACUUUAAAAAGAGAAUUGUCAGACAGAGAUGACGAAGUGAAAAGAUUGCGUGAAGAUAUAGCCAAAGAAAAUGAGCUUCGAACUAAAGCUGAAGAGGAAGCGGAUAAACUAAAUAAAGAAGUUGAGGAUCUGACUGCUUCCCUCUUUGAUGAGGCUAAUAAUAUGGUUGCUGAUGCUAGAAAGGAGAAAUAUGCUAUCGAAAUCUUAAAUAAGAGACUCACUGAACAACUGCGUGAAAAGGACACAUUACUGGAUACUUUGACCCUACAGCUCAAGAAUCUGAAAAAAGUGAUGCAUAGUUUAGAUAAUGAAAGCACAGUCACAAAUAAUUCGAACAGAUAUUCCACAAUAUUGAGUGAUUCAGCAACUUCUUCUAGCACUUCUUUGAAUAAAGUUCCAACUUCAUAUUCUCUUGCUUCCCAAGAUAUUUAUAGCGGAAUUGUGUACUCGCCAAGCAUUUCAUCUAUUCGUUAUGAUAUAAGCCUUUACAAUGAAUUUCUAAAAUUUGUCGCUGCACUACCCCGUUGUGAAAACAUAAAGGCAACUUCAACCGAAUCAAAGUUAAUACGAAGAUUGGUAAAUGAUGAAAUCCAGCCUAUACUUAAGAUUGAUAAUGCUUCAGGCAUCGGCUGGUUGGUUAAAAAAACCCUACUUUCCUUGAUUAUAGAUGGUUUGGUGGUCGUGGAACCCCUAAGCGGCGUUAAUGCAACCUACCAAAUUGGCUACAACUCAAGUAGCCCUGCAAAGCAAGCCACUUCGAAUAUGCCAAAAAUGUUCAAGUUUCCCUUAGAUUCACCUCCAGUUGCAGUGCACGCCGCAUGUUCCUUUUGUGGAGAAUCUAGAGAUGACAUUAUCGAACACGCAAGGAUGUAUAUAUUGAAAACGUUGCACAAGACUGACGACGGUAAAGAACAAGUUACGAAUACGUAUCCCUUGUGUCAUUGGUGUUUGCUAAAGUUGCGGCAGACAUGUGAAAUCUUUGCUUUCCUGAGAUCAUUGAAGGUAGGCGCAUGGCAUUUAGAAAAGCUAACGACGCAGAACAUUACCAAGGAAGAUUUGGAAAAAUUCUCUGAAGUAACGAAGCAUACCAAAAGAGACGGCAGGGUUUCUUCUCAAGACAAAAAAACCAAACGUUUAAGUUUUAUGGCAGGACUUGGUAUCAAUUCUUCAACAAAAAAUAAGCCAAAGAUGGAGAUUUUUUCUUCUGAAACAAAUGCAAAGCCAGGACAACCUACCACUAAUAUUCAAAGAGCAUGGCUGCAAUUGUGUAAAUUGCGUUGUAUACUUCAUUGGACUCAUAUUGGCAUAUGGGCAGUGGAUGAUUCAAUUUCUUCAAAAAUUGGACCGUUAGUUGAGGAUGACAGCGAUGAGGAUCAAAACGAUGCUAUAUCGGUUCGCUUGCAGGACAAAGCUCUUUGGAAGCAGGACGCAAAAAGACCUUUUUCUUCAUCUAGCGCAGAAGAAAGUCAAAAGAGCGACGCUUUUGACUUUGAAAGUGGAGAUAUGGAAAAUGAAAUUACGGGUGAAUCUUCAAGUGAUGAAUCCUCUUCAGAUGGGUCUUCCACAGAUAAUUCAACCGCAGAUAGUUCAUCAGAAGAUGAAUCUUCUCUAGCAGAUUCUACUACAAGUAGCGCAGAUUCUAGUUCACCAGAGAGUAUAGACAACGGUGAAGGUGAUGACACGGUAACGAAAGAUGACAAAAGUAGCAUUAAGUCGGCAAAUAAUAAUGAAGAAAACAGCGAUUGCGGAGAUAAAAAAGGUCGUUCUAUAAUAAAGAAAAAGGCUCCUCAACGCAAGAUACAAAAGAAGAAGUUACUCCAAGAUUUGGAUGAUUUAGAAGAGCAAUUUAGAGAAGAAAGCGCAAUUGAUCAGACUGAAUUUGAAAACGCUGAGUCUAAUGUAAAACAAAAUAUAUCCUCGAAGAGGGCAUCUUCUGGAGACGAGAACUCUAAGAAGGAUAAUAAUGAAAAAACUUUAAAGACAAACUUGACGAUAGGCGACAAAACCCAAGAACAAAUAGGGGAAAAUAGUCCUAGUAGCGGAUUGCAUGCGUCUUCAAGCAAUGAUGACAAUUUCGAUGAUGCCCAGGAACAGCAAUAA